Messenger RNA from Rhea pennata, 1538 nucleotides. RefSeq names its product Y-box binding protein 3 (gene YBX3). Bases 85 to 963 code for a protein of 292 amino acids. The record is from RefSeq and is a predicted model, not a curated record. NCBI's taxonomy places the organism in Eukaryota, Metazoa, Chordata, Aves, Rheiformes, Rheidae. Gene Ontology annotation, biological process: regulation of gene expression. The transcript is spliced from 9 exons. Gene Ontology annotation, cellular component: nucleus. Gene Ontology annotation, molecular function: nucleic acid binding.
GGCGGGGCCAUUUUGGGGGCAGUAAGACCCAGCGCGGGGCCCGAGAGACACCAGCGAGCACCACGCAGCGACCCGCCCGGCACCAUGAGCGAGGCGGCCGAGACCAGUACCGCCAGCCCGGCGCCCCCCGCCACUCCGACCGCCGCCACUGCCUCGACCACCACCACCGCCGCCGCUGCCCCGGCCGCAGCCCCCGCGCCGCCGCCGCCCGCCGUCGCGGACACCAAGCCUAAGAGCCCCGUUAGCGCCGCUACGGCGAGUGGAGCGAGUGGGGAGUCAGGCUCUGGCGCAGCUGCCACCACUGCCGCGGAGACAGAGAAGAAAGUGCUUGCCACUAAAGUUCUUGGCACUGUCAAGUGGUUCAAUGUCAGAAAUGGAUAUGGCUUUAUCAACAGAAAUGAUACCAAAGAAGAUGUGUUUGUUCAUCAGACAGCAAUAAAGAAGAACAACCCACGGAAAUAUCUGCGCAGUGUUGGUGAUGGAGAAACUGUAGAAUUUGAUGUGGUUGAGGGAGAGAAGGGUGCAGAAGCAGCUAAUGUCACUGGUCCAGAUGGAGUCCCUGUAGAAGGCAGCCGCUAUGCUGCGGACCGGCGCCGCUAUCGACGUGGCAGUUAUGGCCGACGCCGUGGACCACCUCGUAGCGGUGGUGAAGAACUGAAGGAUGGGGUCACAGAAGGACAGCUUCAACAAGUCCACAGGAAUCCUACCUAUCGCCCACGCUAUCGCAGAGGUCCCCAACGUCCUCGACCUGCCCCAGUGGCUGGAGAGGCUGAAAAAGAGAACCAGCAUGAGGCUAAUGCUAUGAGUCAACAGCCACUUCGCCGUGGGUAUCGGCGCCCAUAUAACUACCGGCGUCGACCUCGUCCACCCAGUGCUCCAGCUCAGGAUGGAAAAGAAACAAAGGUGACUGAAACACCUGCUGAAAAUCCUGCUCCAGUGACUGAGCAGAGUGGUGCUGAAUAAUGUCCGGCUCCCCAGACACCUUUACCAUCCCUCAGGUGUCCUAAAAUGCAACUAAAAACACCAAAGAAACAUUCAAGCAAUAAAUUGUCAACAAUGAUGAGAAAGUAAAGAUUUAAAACACUGAAACUUGAGAGAGAGAACUUACCAGCAGCUGACAUCCAGGGAACGCCUGCAAGAUAGAUGCAUCAAGAAAGAAAGUGAGAUUCAGAAAGAGCAACCUCCCCAGUUUCAACAGCAACUGUGGGGUUUUUUUGAUUUGGGUUUUUAUUAAGAAUUUCACUGUUUCACUAGCAUUGAAUUUUUCAAUUUUUCUUCUGGUAUCAAACUGCAAAGGGGAAAAAACCCAACCAAAGAACUGAAAUUGAAAUCAAAUGCUUUUUUUUAUUGGAUGCUGGUGCUAAACCUCCCAAGUGUGAUGAGGUUGUCCUUUUUUUUUUUUCUGUGCCCGUCCUGUUCAUUGCAGGACAUGGGGAGGAGAAACCUACGCUUUCCUUGGUAAGAUCUGUUUGAAACUGUGCAGUAUGGGUGACGUUCCUUACAAAUAAAAGUGAUUUCAACUACAAAAAAGCAAACUA